UUCUGUCGUCUUCUUUUCAGUGUGACUGCAUGGACGUAUAGGUAUUUUUUCUCAGCUUAAGAGGAUUUUGCACACAGCGAGAGGCCACAAUGAAGUUUGAGAACAUUCUAGACAAUAUCAAUGGAUUUGGCAGAUUUCAGAUAAUGAUUAUUUUUAUCAGCUUUAUUGGCCGUUUCACAAUGCCCUGCCACUUCAUGCUGAAUAACUUCAUAGCGGCUGUUCCCUCUCACCACUGCGACAUCAGCUCUCUGGAUGAUGGAGGACUUUUUAGGAAUUUAUCCCAGGCAGAGAGGCUUCUUGUUAGUAUUCCAGUCCAGGACGAUGGGACUCCAAACUCCUGUCAGAUGUUUGCAGAGCCUCAAUAUCAUCUGCUGCUUAACUCCUCCAACAUGACUGAAGUACCCACAGUGCCAUGUCAGAAUGGAUGGGUGUACGAUAACACCACCUUCAAGACUACUUUGACCUCACAGUGGGACCUGGUGUGUGAUAGAAGAGGUAAAAACAAAGCAACUGCUACCAUCUUCUUUAUUGGAGUGAUGUUUGGAGCAGUGACUUUUGGAAGCCUGAGUGACAGGUUUGGCCGAAGGAUCAUGCUGCUGGUGUCAUAUGUGUCUGGAAUGCUUUUUGCUGUUGCAAGUGCUUUCUCUACAUCCUAUGUGAUGUUUGCAGUGCUGAGGUUCUGCACUGGGUUUUGCAUCACCGGCAUCGUCAUUGUCUCAACGGUCCUCAGUGUGGAGUGGGUGGACAUCAAGCACAGGAAACUGGUUGGAGUGAUCGACAGCUUAUCCUGGACGUUUGGGAACACAGCAUUUGCAGCUAUUGCUUACUUUGUGACUGAGUGGAGGUGGCUAAUUGUCAGUGUUACCUCACCUCUUAUCUUGGCCAUCAUCACCUGGAGGUGGAUGCCAGAGUCGGCAAGGUGGCUCAUCGCCAAUGGAAAGCUGGAGCAAGCUCAGAUGUAUCUGAAAAAAUGUGCCAAGAUGAACCAAACAGAGGACUCAAUUCACACACUGAAAACAGAGACACUAUCCACUAUUGUUGUGACUGAGAAAAGAGAUCGGCACUAUUCGUACCUCGAUCUGAUACGGACAUCCAAAAUGAGGAGACUGGCCCUACGUACUGGUAUAUUGUGGUUUUGUGUGGCAAUCACAUUUUAUGGCAUCAGCUUUAACAUCACAGGCUUUGGGCUCAACAUCUACCUCACUCAGUUUACUUAUGCUUUAAUUGAGCUCCCAGCCAAACUAUCAGUUUACUACUUACUGGAUAGGAUAGGCAGGCGAUGCACUGAGGUGGGAGCUUUGCUGAUGGCCAGCACCUGUCUUGGAAUCAACAUUUUAGUACCUAAAGAUAUGUCUGUUGUCAGAACAGUGGUGGCAAUCAUUGGAAAAGGGUUUUCUUCAGCAUCCUUUGCAACUCUUGUGCUCUACAGUUCUGAGCUCUAUCCCACUGUAGUGAGGCAGAAUGGUAUGGGUUUCAACUCCUUCAUGGCUCGACUUGGUGUUGCUGUGGCUCCUUUGAUUCUCUUACUGGAUGACGUGUGGAAGGACCUGCCCCAGCUCGUCCUGUGCUCUACAGCUGUACUGGGGGGAAUAGUGGCUAGAACACUAUCAGAGACACGCAACCGGUGCCUGCCAGAGACCAUAGAGGAUAUAGAAAAACAGUGGUAGCGAUGAUGAUCACUGGUGCUUAUUUAGUCAAGCAGUUAUAUUUAGUAAAUAAACAACAACAACAACAACAACAAAGAAAAAACAAUGACAGUAUGUAUAGUCUAUAUUGAAUUAAUUCAUUUUUCAGCAUAUGAUUGAAGUAAAAUUACCCUCAGCUUUAAUAAAUAUUGGUUGGUUGGAAGGAUAUUUGAGGAGGUGCGAGGUAAAUUUUUCCUUGAAAUUGAACUCUGUGUUAGGCUUAAAUUAGUAGCAGUUCAGCAGUUAUUGUGAGCAGUUUACCCAAAUUGUGAUGUUCCCUGCUCAGAUCGUGUCAUUUGAAAAAACAAAUUUGAGGACAGUCUAUUAGCUACUUGCACUCUCUGCCCUCACAGACCUUACGUGAUGGCAGUGGUAUGCCUUAAGUCCAUGAGGGCUCAUAGGUGUGUGUUUAUUGCCUGUGACUAUGGUUCUUAAAGAAGUUUGGCUCCCUCUACCAAGUGCAAUUUUCACCUUGCUGGCAUUUGCUGCAGACCGUCAGCGUGUUAACUUUCAGAGAUGCACAGUGUCAAGGUCCUGGGUCCUACUCUGGAGUGAGUUUUGAAGUUUUGAACUAUCACAGCAUAAAUGUGUUAAGAUUAUACUUUUUUUUUUUUUUUUUUUUUACAUGUUUUAAAAGACAAUCAGUCUUGACACCUGAAGAGACAUCUCCUGCUUAACAGUUUUUUUCAUAGCAAUGAAUACAAUGCUGGAAAAUAAAUGAUUGCAACAUGUUUAAAUAACAACACUGUAACCACCUUAGUCUGUGCUAUGCAAUAUCUAUGUACAGUAUGGCAUUUAAAAACAAAUGUGAUCACCACUGAUUGGUACUUUUUGUUUUGUAUUGCAAUAAAGAGGUAUUUCCUAAACAAAAUGUGAAAAAAAUGAUGACUCAUUUUACCACAUAAUGAGGUUCCUGCUUUAACUAUUACCACAAAUGCAUAUUGCUUCACACUCAGACAGACAAAAGUUGUUUUAGUGGUUAAGUGAGGCAAAACAUUCACCAAUUUCAACUGAAAUCCUGCAGCCCUGGGUUAGGGUAAUGACAAAGGUUGCUUCGUCAAAGUCUUAAGAGUCAUGUUUAUGAUUUACUUCUCAUCAGUCUGAAAAAAUGGGCAUAUGAGUAUUUUUUCACAGCUUCUGAGGAUGUUGCACACAGUGAGAGGCCACAAUGAAGUUCAACUCUUCUAACAGGAAGAUUUCAGAUUAUGGUGCUGGGUUGGCGGGAAGAAUAUUUGACAAUGUGUAAGGCAAACUUUAUCUAAAGAUUGAACCCUUACAUUCAAGGCCAAACUAAAACAUCAAAGCACGAGUCAAAUACAUUUUCCCCAAAUAUGGUAUCUGACAUUUUGGGUGUUUUUUUUUUGUUUGUUUUUUUAAAUCACACUACUGUAUGCUCAAGGUUCUGUUUAUAAGUUUGCUUUCAGUGAGUUAUUUAAUGGUAUAAAAACAACUAGCAUCAGAAUUGACAGCUAUGUGUGCCACUCAGUGUGCUUGAGAUCAAUGCCACUGUCUGGCAUUGUUUAGAUGGGUGCAUGAGUGGGAAGUCGAUACUAAAGAGAUUGCUACUGUGCAGACUUGAGCUCCAAAUGAUGCCACCAGCGGGAGAUGGCAGCUGCCAUAUCCAUAUUAUGCCAACUCACAGGUUAAAAAAAGUGUGCUAUAAUAAAGUGGCUGCUGAGAACCAAUAUUAUUUCAGAUAUUUAGCAUACUGAAACAGUACUAUUGUGUACUUGUAACAGUAGCGGUAUUGAUCUGUGUAUCAAUCAAUCAUAAACCAGUCUCAAGACUUAUUUACAUAUUUAAACAAGCAAAGUUAACUGCUAAAU
This is a messenger RNA of Epinephelus moara (kelp grouper), 3511 nucleotides long. Its product is annotated as solute carrier family 22 member 7-like. Lineage: Eukaryota; Metazoa; Chordata; Actinopteri; Perciformes; Serranidae. Gene Ontology annotation, cellular component: membrane. Gene Ontology annotation, molecular function: transmembrane transporter activity. The transcript has 9 exons. The record is from RefSeq and is a predicted model, not a curated record. Gene Ontology annotation, biological process: transmembrane transport. The coding region runs from base 90 to 1667 and encodes 525 amino acids.